Molecule: messenger RNA, 273 nt
Organism: Didymodactylos carnosus
Lineage: Eukaryota; Metazoa; Rotifera; Eurotatoria; Philodinida; Philodinidae
Source: the annotation of a GenBank genome assembly
AUGGCACAACAUAAUGCCAAAGUGUUAGAAAAGGAAGCGAAGUUAGAAGCUGAUGAUUUAAAACACCAUGAUCAAUUGGAAAAAGAGAAAGCAAAAGCAACAAGUAAAUCGAUUGAACUUGAUCAAAAACAUCAAGCAGCAGAAUUAAAACAUUUAACUGAAACAAAAACAAAAGAAGCUAAAGAAACAAGUGAACGGUUAAAAGAAGAGGCAAAACAAGAAGCCAAAGAUAUUAAACAUGAACAAAAGAUGGCUGCAAAAGGUUUCAAAUGA